Molecule: messenger RNA, 867 nt
Organism: Girardinichthys multiradiatus
Lineage: Eukaryota; Metazoa; Chordata; Actinopteri; Cyprinodontiformes; Goodeidae
Product: membrane-associated guanylate kinase, WW and PDZ domain-containing protein 3-like
Exons: 6
Coding region: 82-867 (261 amino acids)
Biological process (GO): signal transduction
Cellular component (GO): cytoplasm
Molecular function (GO): protein binding
Source: RefSeq, a predicted model, not a curated record
GCUGCUGCUGCUGCUUUUUCAAACCGAGCGAUUCGUCAAAAUAUUAAAGUGCUGGCUUGUUCUUUAACCUCAACAGGGUCAAUGUAUAUAGACGCGUUCAAACGGAUCCUCUUUGAAAGGCUGAACUGCCUAAAGAGAAUGUGUGUGUGUCAGCGGCAUGGCAGCUCAUUUGCCAUGUCUAAGACAGCGGUGAAGAAGCUGCACUGGCGGUCCAAUGUGCAGGACACCUUCAUACCCUUGCUUGGUGCAUCAGGAGAGCUUGGGGUUGCAAUUGGCGGUGGAGCAGAUUAUGGAGAGUUUCCUUUUGUCACGUCGGCUCCAGGCGGCAGCCUCACAGUGGGAGAUAUCAUCCUAGAAAUCGGGGGAACACCUGUACUGGGGAUGACUUUAGGAGAUGUUCGAGGAGUCCUCAACUCCUGUCCCCAUCCUAUCCGUAUCAAAACCGUUUCACCAGGCUCCACAUUGUGCAAAGAUCUCAGGUUAUAUCUGAGUAAAUGUUUCACACCUGGCUCAGUGGACAGCCAGCUUCAGCAGGUCAUCAGAGAGAACCUCUACCUCCGAGCCGUACCCUGUACAACCAGACAGCCCAGAGAUGCGGAAAUCUCAGGGGUAGAUUACAAUUUUGUCUCAAUUGAGGAGUUUUUCUCCUUGGAAGAGUCCGGAGCACUGCUUGAGAGUGGAAAAUUCAAAGGGAAUUACUACGGCACACCUCGGCCUGUUCACAUAGGUCCAGAGAGUCCCCCCAUCACCUACCAGGAACACCGUAACCUGCUCAGAAACUUCCGCACACGCAGCAAAUCCCUCAGCAACCUGGAAAAGGCUGCAGACGAAGGCAUAAACAGUGAGGACGACUUAGGUAUCAUCUGA